Molecule: messenger RNA, 1748 nt
Organism: Drosophila grimshawi
Lineage: Eukaryota; Metazoa; Arthropoda; Insecta; Diptera; Drosophilidae
Product: protein rhomboid
Exons: 4
Coding region: 361-1326 (321 amino acids)
Cellular component (GO): membrane
Molecular function (GO): serine-type endopeptidase activity
Source: RefSeq, a predicted model, not a curated record
AAAAGCGGCUAACGGCUAACGGGCUAGCGACUAACGGUGAAUGCCCAAGGGUUGUGCCACGCAAACACACAAAAAAUAAAACGGAUGUGUUGCAAGUGCUAAAUGACUGGCUGCAGGCAAUGAAUGUGUAUCCGCAAGAUACAAGAUACCAAAAACAUUGAGCAGUGGAAACGUGGCCAUAAACUGCAAGCUGCCAGCAGAAGUAGAGCACAAACUUGUCAAUCCUCAUUGGGGCCAGACAAAAUUCCGAGCAGAGCGCCGCCGCCGCCAUCAGCAACAUGACAGCCGCUAAGUGGGGCACCGUCACAAGGCAGACGCCCCAAAAAUAGACGCGGCUGCCACGAACAAGAAAUAUCGGAAAUGCUCUCCUCCACCGCCACCGUUGUGCAGAUGCCACCAUCUCAAUCCCAUCGCAACAACGGCCUGGUGCUUGGCGUCUGCCUCGACCAGCUGAUGCAGCACCAACAGCAGCAGCAGCAAGAAAAUCACUCCCGAUCCGCACCGACAAAGACGCUGGAGGAGGAGCAGAAGUCGACAGCCAAGGAGCAGCAGUUGACAUCGAGACAAACACGCUGCUGGCCACCGCCCUGUUUCAUUUUACUCGUCUCACUCCUAGAGAUCUUUGUGUUUCUCUACGUUGGCUCUGCUCCGCCGGAGGAUUCGCUGUUGAUCUAUCGACCAGAUCGUCGCCUGCAGCUGUGGCGCUUCGUCUCCUACGCUCUCCUGCACGCAAGCUGGCUGCACCUGGGUUUCAAUGUGGUCACCCAGCUACUCUAUGGCCUACCGCUGGAACUGAUCCAUGGCUCGGGACGCACAGCGAUCAUCUAUGGGGCUGGCGUGCUUGCCGGUUCGCUGGGUACCAGCGUAGUGGACUCCACGGUGUAUCUGGUGGGUGCCAGUGGCGGGGUCUAUGCUCUGCUGGCUGCCCAGUUGGCCAAUGUCUUGCUCAACUUUGGACACAUGCGUCAAGGAGUUGCCCAAUUGUUAGCCGUUAUCAUUUUUGUCUCUUGCGAUCUGGGCUACACGUUGUACAGCAGACAACUGGCUUUGGUGGAGUAUCCAUCGAGUGCAAUCUCAGUCUCCUACAUAGCGCACAUGACUGGCGCCCUGGCUGGCCUCAGUGUGGGUCUCUGCCUGCUCCGGCAGCUGGAUGGAACUCUGCGUCCGCGACUGUUGCGCUGGCUGGCGCUGGGCGUUUGGGCAAUUUUUAGUGGAUUUGCAUUUGCCUUCAAUCUGAUCAAUACUGUAACAGCUCAGCUGUUGGCCGAGCGGGAGGGCGAGGUGAUCAAGCAGCAUCUGUUGCACGAUCUGGGCAUGCAACGUUGAUAAAAAGACUGAGCUGCAGCAGCGGAGAGUCCAGCCCUGAACUAUACUCAUAUCUGAUUAAUAGACUAGUCACUAGCUUGUAAUGCAUUCCAGGACAAUGUGCUCAAAAGUAUAUAUUACUCUAAGAACCUAAAUGGGGACAGCUCUCUCCUCGCUCAAAGAAGUAGAAACUCAAAGGCUAUCAAUUAUCUUAUGUAAAUGCCAAAAAAAAAGAAGAAAAAAGUCAAAACGAAUCCAAUUGCGAACUGAGCAAGGCUCACUUCAGACUUGACUUUGAAAACUAAACACUUCAAGCAAACGCCGCUUCAAUUACCAGAAAACAUCCUAUUUAGAGCUAUGCAUACUAUACACACAUACAUAUGUACAUCAACAAGUGAAAUCAUACCAUAGACUUAUGAAAUAACAAAUAGUAGAGGCUCACA